AUGGCCGAAAACUCGCUCUUGAAGUUUAUCGCUAAGAACAAAGUGGCCAUCCUAGCAACGGUCUCUGCGGGGACUGCUGCUGUGGGUGCUUAUGUCUACUACCAGCAGCUCAAGCAGCAGCAAUCGAAGGGUACAAAAGAUCACCGGCGCCAAGGUGAGGUCUUUACUGGCCAAAAUGAAGACGAGGUGGGCUCGAAGGACGAUGGCAGCGUCUUAAACGGGAGUAAGAAGAAGAAGAAGAAUAAACGGAAAAGAAAAAAUAGGGCAAAAUCGACGAAAGUUUUUGAAUAUCCCUCCUUGCCCAAUGGCGAGCCUGAUAUUGUCCAAUUGGAAGGCCUGGCACCUUCUCAAAGGCGGGCAUAUGCUGUGCAGUUGAAGAACAAAGGUAACCACUUCUUCACUUCUAAAAAUUUCAAUGAGUCCCUUAAGUACUACCAGUAUGCCAUUGAAUUGGACCCGAAUGAUCCAGUGUUCUAUUCCAACAUAUCUGCUUGCUACAUUUCUACGGGCGACUUGGAUAAAGUCAUAGAGUUUACUACAAAGGCACUUGAGAUAAAACCUGAUCAUUCAAAAGCCUUAUUGAGACGCGCAUCUGCUAACGAGUCACUGGGCAACUUCACUGAUGCUAUGUUUGAUCUCUCUGUUUUGUCACUGAACGGUGACUUUGAUGGGGUCUCCAUUGAGCCUAUGCUAGAAAGGAAUUUAAAUAAGCAAGCAAUGAAAGUAUUAAAUGAAAAUCUAUCGAAAAAUGAUGGCAGAGGCUUGCAAGUUUUACCGUCUAAUACGUCUUUGGCCUCAUUUUUUGGGAUUUUUGACCCUGACUUAGAAAUUUCUAGUGUGAACACCACUUCACACUUUGAUACUAAAUAUGAUCUAUUGUCAGAUGCCUUGCAAAGGCUAUACUCUGCCACAGAUGAAGGUUAUGUGGUAGCAGACGAUCUUUUUACAAGGGCCACCGAUGCGUAUCAUUAUCUACUUUCUGCCAAUAAAGCGGACGAUCCUCUAAGAGAGAAUGCUGCAUUGGCAUUCUGCUACACAGGUAUUUUCCAUUUUUUAAAGAAUGAUCUGUUAGAUGCCCAAGCUCUUUUACAAGAAUCCAUAAACCUGCAUCCAACAUCGAAUUCGUACAUAUUUUUGGCACUGACCUUGGCCGAUAAGGAAAACUCCCAGCAAUUUUUCAAGUUUUUCCAAAAGGCUAUCGACAUAGACCCUGAUUACCCACCUACUUAUUACCACCGCGGCCAGAUGUAUUUCAUUCUACAGGAUUAUAUAAAUGCCAAAGCAGAUUUUCAGAAGGCCCAAAGCUUAAACACUGAAAACAUUUACCCUUACAUUCAAUUAGCCUGUUUACUGUACAAGCAAGGCAAAUUGACCGAAUCUGAGGCCUUUUUCAAUGAAACAAAAUUGAAGUUUCCUACCUUACCUGAAGUACCCACAUUUUUCGCUGAAAUCUUGACAGAUAAGGGCGAUUUUGAUGCUGCAAUUAAACAAUAUGACAUUGCUAACAGGUUGGAAGAAGUACAAAAAAAAAUACAUGUAGGUAUAGGGCCCUUGAUCGGUAAAGCGACUAUUCUAGCUAGACAAUCCUCUCAAGAUCCAAGCCAGUUAGAUGAAGAGAAAUUUAACAUAGCCAUUAAAUUGUUGACCAAAGCAUGCGAAUUAGACCCAAGAUCCGAACAAGCGAAGAUCGGUUUAGCACAACUAAAAUUGCAAAUGGAAAAAAUUGACGAUGCCAUCGAAUUGUUCGAAGAUUCGGCAAUUCUAGCAAGAACUAUGGAUGAAAAACUGCAAGCGACCACCUUUGCUGAAGCUGCGAAGAUACAAAAGCGUUUGAGAGCUGACCCAAUCAUAAGUGCAAAGAUGGAGCUGACAUUAGCUCGUUAUAGGGCUAAAGGCAUGAUUUAG
Saccharomyces paradoxus is the source of this 1905-nucleotide messenger RNA. RefSeq names its product protein channel TOM71 (gene TOM71). Gene Ontology annotation, cellular component: mitochondrial outer membrane. The coding region runs from base 1 to 1905 and encodes 634 amino acids. Lineage: Eukaryota; Fungi; Ascomycota; Saccharomycetes; Saccharomycetales; Saccharomycetaceae. The transcript has a single exon. The record is from RefSeq and is a predicted model, not a curated record. Gene Ontology annotation, molecular function: protein binding.